UUUGCGACAAACGUCAAACUUACCUACCCUUUGUGACAUUCUCCCCCACUUCAUUGCACCACCACCACCACCAAACCCCCAUCCACCCCUCCAAAAAUGGCGCCCGCCAAAACUCAGGAACCAGUCAUCACCAAAAUAUCAGAGCUGCCCGUCUCCGAGGCUCGCUGGGUGACUCUCAAGCGCGUGGAGUACACCGACCAGGUAGGGCAGGCGCGGACGUGGGAGGUGGCGACGCGGAAGACACGGGGCAAGGCCGGCGUCGACGCCGUCGCCAUGGGCAACAUCCUGCUGCACCCGUCGCGGCCGGCCUCGACCUUGCUCGUCAUCCAGUACCGCCCCCCCUUGGACGCCUACACCAUCGAGUGGCCCGCGGGUCUCGUCGACGCCGACGAGACGGCCGAGCAGGCCGCCGUGCGCGAGUUCAAGGAGGAGACGGGCUACGACUGUCGCGUGCUGAGCAUCAGCCCCGUCCAGUCCGCCGACCCGGGAAUGAGCGACGCCAACAUGCAGCUCGUCAUGGUGGAGGUGCAGCUGCAGGAAGGGGAUGAGGAACCGGAGCAACGACUAGAGGACGGCGAGCACAUCGAGCGCGUUGUCGUUCCGCUUAGUGAACUAUAUGAUCGCUUGCUGGAGUACUCUAAAGCCGAGCGCACUGUCGUGGCUGCAAAGUUAUUUCACUUUGCUGCCGGUAUGCAAUUCGCGCAGACACAGAAAUACUUUUAGUGCUGCUUUUAGCACUGCCUAGUCUGAAAGGGGGAUUUCUAUUAAAAGUCAUUGCCUUUCAGUGCUGCCUGGCUUGAAAGCCACUGCCACUGCCACCGUCGCUGUCAAACUUGGCGCUUAGGUAUGGAGCUCUCAGCUUACCCAGUGCUAGGUUCUUAGUAGGCAUCUAAAUUACCAACAUAAGAUCGCCGGGCGGGAUAGCCCAGGCAUCUACAGGUACAUACCUUAGUUGCAUAGCUACUACUAUACACUACAUAGUAUGCAGCUGGUGGAGCUAAUCGAAAGUUGCAUGAUGCAUCGAUCUACCCUACUAUUUUUAACCAGUUAGCAAAGACUUUGGGAAAACGUGCCAAGCCAAGCCAUACUGUACCACACCGUAAUCCACAUUCAAUAUUGUGUCCUCCAUGCCAUUGUUAGUUCAUUAAUACCAAUACCUAC
Messenger RNA from Hypoxylon fragiforme, 1161 nucleotides. RefSeq names its product NUDIX hydrolase domain-like protein. The transcript has a single exon. Gene Ontology annotation, biological process: ribose phosphate metabolic process; nucleoside phosphate metabolic process. Gene Ontology annotation, molecular function: ADP-ribose diphosphatase activity. Gene Ontology annotation, cellular component: nucleus. The record is from RefSeq and is a predicted model, not a curated record. Bases 97 to 723 code for a protein of 208 amino acids. Lineage: Eukaryota; Fungi; Ascomycota; Sordariomycetes; Xylariales; Hypoxylaceae.